UUUUAUUAUUAAAAAAUGAACCCUAGCAAUCCCUCUUAUCAAGCUCGUGACAUGCAAGAACAAAUCGAAUCAUUGAAAGAAAUGGUUGAUUCCUUGAAAACAACGAUCAACACUCUUACUGAAACCAUCAGCAAGAUUCCCCAAGUAGUAAAUAUGGCCGUAUCUGUUGCUCUCUCAAAUGGCAACCGUGAAGCCAUGUCAACCAAAAGGGCUACAAUCACUGGAUCGAACAUUGUUCAUGAGCAAGAAAGCGACGAACGCAGGUUCAGGGAGUGCAUUGCACGAGCCAUCCGAUACUAUGAUGCGCAAGAUCGGGCUCAUGGUAUCCAUGGUAAUUGGAACUCCCUAGGUGAAAGAACGAUACCUGUCGUUAAGCCUUACCUUGUUUUUGCCGUGAAGGAGGAGACGGAGAAAUACUUUAGGAGCCUUUCUCACGAAGAUGAAUUCAACUUGGUAGAUCAGACGGAAAGGAAUGCCAUGUUCAAGAAGAAGGCUGAGUUGGCGUACAACAAUACGUUCCAUAUUACGGGUACCUUUUUGAGUGUAUAUUUUGGGAGUAAUUACGGAGUUGAUGGUUACUGUUGGUCGGACCUUAAAAAGCCUAACCAGCAGCAAACCGUCCUCUAUACUCUUGAGCGUAUACUCUACAAUUGGAAAUGUUAUGACGGCCAGCCUGGUAUUCCUACAAGGUCCGGAAGAAUGUUCGACUUGACUGUCAGUAGUCCUGUCGUACCAACUCAUCUGGCAAUAAACAAUUGGAUUUCUAAAAACAUGGUGAUUUACUCCUUGGGAAAUGCCAAAAAGACUGUUAGUAAUAUUGGUGUCUAUAGUUUUAGACCCAAGCCAGAUGGAUUACAAAGUUCUUUAUCCAUGACCAGCUACCUGGACCGGCUUUGUAUGGAAUCAGCUCGUCAGACUGGAUCUUACGAAACCCAACAGGAUGAAGAGGAGGAGCAGGCCAGUCAAGACAUGGAUCACCGAAUGUCAGAUAGGUCGAAAGAACAACAACCAUCGACCGAGGUCCCUCCAUUUUCUAUCGCAGAUGAUGUUGUCUCCUCCCCUCCUCUUCCCCGGCCCUUAUCUUCCCCUCCAGCGCUCUCUAUCUCUUUGCCACACGCUCGACUUUCUCCAUCCUCGUCAUGCUCUGAUUCUGAAGCUCGAAAGAAAGCCAAAAGAAGAUCAGAACGUGAUGGGUUGAUACUGCCCAAUCGUAGUCGUAGCGGGAGAUAG
This is a messenger RNA of Mucor mucedo, 1230 nucleotides long. RefSeq lists its product as uncharacterized. Lineage: Eukaryota; Fungi; Mucoromycota; Mucoromycetes; Mucorales; Mucoraceae. The transcript is spliced from 3 exons. The coding region runs from base 16 to 1230 and encodes 404 amino acids. The record is from RefSeq and is a predicted model, not a curated record.